GAGAGAGAGAGAGAGAGAGAAAGCGAGAGAGUGAUAGAGUCAUUGUCUUCCAAGUGUUUGAAAAAAGGCCUCAAUGAAGAACGGUAUUAUUUGCAAUGGAGAGAGUUUGGAAGCCUAACGUUGAGAUAUCUCCCAAUUGUCCGAGGUGUGGCUGUUCCAACACCAAGUUUUGUUACUACAACAACUACAGCUUGACGCAGCCGAGGUACUUCUGCAAGGGCUGCAGAAGGUACUGGACCAAAGGCGGGUCGUUGAGGAACGUGCCCGUCGGGGGCGGCUGCAGGAAGAACAGGAGAGGGAAGUCUCUGAGGCUGUCUUCGGCUGCUGCUGCUGCCGUCGGUCUUCACUCGAAAAAUUUGUGUUACGGAAGUACUACUACUACUACUACUGACCCGAUUGGACAUUCUAAUUAUCAUGGUGUCAAUAGUGGGAGUGCUAAUUUCUUGGCUGAUUCCACUAGGUCUUCAGGGUCUCAUAUAGAUCUUGCUCUUGUUUAUGCAAAUUUCUUGAAUCCAAAGCCAGAUUGCAAGAGUGGUACUAAUAAUAUUAUAAGUAAUAUUGGAUCAGAAAUACCUGAAUUGGGUAGUCAUGAUCAUAAUUUUGAUCCAUCUCUGGAGCCAGAUAUGACUGGGGGAUCCAGCAUUCAAUUAAUGCCUCAGAUUCCUGAAUUGUCCACCGAAAAUUGUUGCGACGGAAACGAGCAAAUUUACUUCUGCGGAUUGGACUCUUUUCACAAGCAUCAGGAUAGAAGUGAUCAGCAUUGUGCUAUUACCGAUUUCGCGUUGCCACCACUGCCCGGCCAAGAGUUUUUAUGGUCUACUUCUCAUAUGAUGGUUAGUCAAACCAUGCAAGCAACACAGCUACCAGUGAUCGGACCGCUAGAUCAUGUUCAAACUCAUCAAGAUCAUGAGAAUUUGUUGAGUAGUUGGAGCCCAUUUGAUUUGCCAAGUGAUCAUGAUACUUUCUCAGGAGUAGAUGAGAAAAUUUGAUUUUGUUGAGGUUUUCAUU
Molecule: messenger RNA, 1008 nt
Organism: Morus notabilis
Lineage: Eukaryota; Viridiplantae; Streptophyta; Magnoliopsida; Rosales; Moraceae
Product: dof zinc finger protein DOF3.5
Exons: 1
Coding region: 96-989 (297 amino acids)
Biological process (GO): regulation of DNA-templated transcription
Molecular function (GO): DNA-binding transcription factor activity; DNA binding
Source: RefSeq, a predicted model, not a curated record